AUAAAGUUGAUAGAAUGAUGACUUUCUCCGUUUGAAAAGAAAGCCCUCCCAACGCCGGCGCCCACUGCUUCUGCCCGGCAAAGUACGUUUUGCAUAAAGAAACCUAGGUAGACCCACCUGCAAUCUCCAUAUUGCCCCUUCCAUUGCGGAACACACUGUUCUACUCAAUGAGGGUGUUAUAGGGAUUUCGUCUCAACGAAUAGCACAGAAAUGUGAGUCGAUUUGGAGGGCAUUCUUGUAAUUUCGAUUGCCAACGUUUACAAAAUGGCCUUGGCGUGCUUCUAGAUUAGAUGGUCUUCAAAGCUAGAAAAAGCUUCGCCGAUGAAGAGGUCGUUCCCAGCAAUACCAAAAACCUCAUAAACCUCUUUUGUUUUCGCUUUUCCAGACUGUGAGUAAGAAUUCGUGAACAACGAACGAGUCAAGUUAAUGGCGACUCAGUUCCCGGACGAUUUCAAGUGCCCGAUUUCUCUCGAGAUUAUGUCUGACCCGGUUAUACUAUCUUCGGGUCACACAUUUGACCGGGCUUCAAUCCAACGGUGGUUAGACGACGGCCACCGGACUUGCCCAAUUACCAAACUGCCUCUCCCUGAAUACCCUUCUCUCAUCCCCAACCACGCUCUCAGGAGCUUGAUUUCCAACUAUGCCCUCGUCUCCCCUCUGAAAUUACAUCAUCAGCCCCUCCGGGAACCUCAAGCCCUAAUCUCCACGCUUACUUCGCCGUCUUCCACGCUCGAUUCCAAGCUUGACUCGCUUGACCAACUCACCCGGCUCUCGAAGCGGGACGCUGCGUUUCGGUCUAAGCUGACUGAGUCGGGUGCCGUGACCGCCGUGCUCAGGUGUGUUGGCUCGAACGAUCCGACCCUACAAGAGAAAGCGCUUUCUCUGCUGAUUAACCUUAGUCUGGACGACGAUAACAAGGUGGGUUUGGUGGCCGAAGGCGCAAUUGGUCGAAUCGUGGCGGCUUUGCUUGGUGGUGGGUCGCCUAAUUGUCGAGCCUUGGCGGCCACCAUGCUGACGAGCUUGGCGGUAGUGGAAGUGAACAAAGCUACGAUUGGAGCAUACCCAUAUGCGAUUGGGGCUUUGGUUUCGCUUCUCAUGGACGGUAAAGGCCGAGAGAAGAGGGAAGCAGCCACGGCGCUUUACGCUAUCUGUUCAUUCCCUGAUAAUCGGAGGCGAGCUGUGCAAUGUGGGGCGGUCCCGAUUUUGAUGAGGAUUGCCGAUUCUGGGCUUGAUAGGUCCGUGGAAGUUCUGGGACUACUGGCUAAGUGCAAAGAAGGGAGAGAAGAGAUGGUGAGCUUUAAUGGUUGUGUGAGGAUUUUGGUUAGAGUUUUGAAGAAUGGUAGCUCCAGGGGUAUUCAGUAUGCACUCCUAACGUUGAACUCGCUAUGUUGUUAUAGCGAAGCAACAUGUCUAGAAGCCAGAAAAGAAGGGGUUUUGGAGCUUUGUAUGGGAUUGUUGGAUGAUGAUAAUGAGAAAAUUAGAAGAAAUGCUUCGAAUUUGAUUCAGGUUCUUAGUGGGAACUACUCCAUGAGGUGAAAGCAAUCGAAUCAACAGCUGUGGUAGAUUAUAUUCGGAGAUUAAAUCUGAAUGCACGUCGAUUUUGCGGGGUUGGUUUAGCACCCAGUGGAGGUGAGUUGGGCUUUUGUUUUAUUGAUUUUGUUACCUUUGUUGUAAUAGUUUUUUAUUUGUACAAAAAAGGAAAAAGAUUAGAUUUUGAUUGGGAUAGGUUCUUUGUAUGUUGUACAUUCUAAAUAAAUAUUGCAAAAGUUGGCCUA
Molecule: messenger RNA, 1775 nt
Organism: Humulus lupulus (European hop)
Lineage: Eukaryota; Viridiplantae; Streptophyta; Magnoliopsida; Rosales; Cannabaceae
Product: U-box domain-containing protein 8
Exons: 1
Coding region: 427-1536 (369 amino acids)
Biological process (GO): protein ubiquitination
Cellular component (GO): nucleus; cytoplasm
Molecular function (GO): ubiquitin-protein transferase activity; protein binding
Source: RefSeq, a predicted model, not a curated record